Molecule: messenger RNA, 4067 nt
Organism: Folsomia candida
Lineage: Eukaryota; Metazoa; Arthropoda; Collembola; Entomobryomorpha; Isotomidae
Exons: 4
Coding region: 311-2311 (666 amino acids)
Source: RefSeq, a predicted model, not a curated record
GUUGCAGGACAUGUCAUCAAAUUGAUAUGAUUAUGAUGUCUUAAGGAUCUUAUGAAAUGAUGCAUGCGUUUAGGAACUCCCUAAGAUCUGUUUUCCAUGAGGAGCUAGAGACAAAAAGUUAGGAGAACCUCAGGACAUCUUAAGUUGAUCAGUUUUUCAUGAAUUUUACGAGGCAUAAUAAACUGUGCCCCCAAAGCAACCGCGGCCAACCAGAAACAUUCAAAUUUAAUAUUCAAUAACAUUCGCUAUAUAUCGAUCAGUUAAUUACUUUUAGUUUCGAGGCAGACAAUUUUUUAAAUUGGUUUUUGGUAUGCCGAAAGAAUUGAUUUAUUUGUCGCAAAGACAAUUACGUCGGAGGGUGCACAAAAGUGUAGCUGCAACAUUGAACAAGCUCAGAAAUUCUGAGCCAAAACAAACUCCAGUUAUUUCACAUUCAUUAAUAAACAAAGAUACAUCAUGUUUAAUUAGCUCCCCUGAAGUCAGUGAAAAUAAUCAACCAGUUCCCAUUCCUCAACUAAAACCAAUCGAAGUCAAACUGGAUACUUGGACUGUGAGUGAAAGUGAUUCAACUGAGAACGAGGAAAGUGAAAACGAAAGCGAAUUAUUGUGCGACGAAUUAAAAUUGUGGUCAAAUAAGAACUUAAUUUCUCAAUCAGCAACGGGUGAUUUAUUGAAAAUUUUAAGAAAACAUAAGUGUUUCGAAUCUCUUCCAGCAGAUGCAAGAACAUUGAAGGGAACCUGUCGUAAUUUUGAAGUAAAAGAAAUUCCUCCAGGGCAGUACGUUCAUUUAGGAUUAGGCAAUGGAAUCAAAUCAUUUAUCAGAAAUUUUUGUGAAAAUAAAGUGCCAAAAUCAAUAGAACUUUUAGUUAAUAUUGAUGGAAUUCCCAUUUCAAAAAGUAGCAAAAGUGACCUUUGGCCAAUACUGUGCUGUGUUCGGGGUGGAGAUUUUUCUUUUGUACCUAAACCAUUCGCCGUUGGAAUUUUUCAUGGACCAGGAAAACCCAAAGAUCAAAAUGUUUUCUUGAGUGAAUUUGUGACUGAGGCAAAAGAGUUAAUUACUAACGGUUUAGUUGUCGACGGUCGUAAGAUCUGCGUAAUAAUUUUUGGCUUUAUUUGUGACGCCCCCGCAAGGGCAUUUAUAACGUGCACGAAGUAUCAUUCAGGUUUCUCAGCAUGUAGUAAGUGCAAACAAGUUGGGGAACGAUAUGACAAUAGAGUUAUAUUUUCUAGCUCAUGUCAUCAACCAAGACAAGAUAGAGAUUUUCAUUUAUGCGACGAUGACGACGACGAUCAUCACCGGGGAAAAACAAUUUUGAGUGACCUGGGGGUUGGAUUAGUUAGCCGAGUGCCGUACGAAUUUAUGCAUUUAAUUUGUUUAGGUGCAACUAGAAAAUUGCUAAAAUUAUGGACAACAGGAAAGCCAAAGUAUUUAAAACUCAGUGGAAAAGUGAUGAAUGAUAUAACAUGUGCAUUAAUUAAACAGCAGAAGUACGUUCCCAGCGAUUUUAAUCGACGCCCACGAGAAUUAAAUGAAUUAGCAAGAUGGAAAGCCACAGAGUAUAGACUAUUUAUUUUGUAUGUAGGACCGGUGGUACUAGAAAAACAAAUACCAAAUAAAUACUAUGAACAUUUCCUUGCUCUUCAUCUUGCAGUUUUGAUAUUUACAAACACUGGUUUAAUUUUAAAAUAUGGAGAUUAUGCAAAUACGCUUUUACAAUAUUUUGUUCGAAAUUUUGCAACUCUUUACGGAAAGGAAAACCUAUCGUAUAAUAUUCAUGGGUUAUUACAUGUGCACGACGACGUAAAAAUUUUUGGAAAUUUAAAUGAAUACAGUGCAUUUUGUUUCGAAAAUUAUUUGGGGCAAGUUAAAAAUCUUGUCAAAAGUGGAAAUCGCCCAUUGGCUCAAGUGUGCAGGAGAUUGUUAGAGCGGGAGGCACAAUCGCAGAAGAAGCAAGGCAGUCAAGUCAACAAGGGACCAAGUUCAACUAAUAAAAUUAUUACAGUAAAUUUCAAGAAUUCUUUUUUAAAGGCAGAUGGUAGAAAUUGUUUUUGUAAGUUAAGAAGUGGUCAAUUAAUUAAAAUUACUCAAAUUACUAAAACGGAGGGUGGCGAAAUACUUUUAGUUGGUAAAGAGUGCAUCGAUUUACAAUCAUUUUACACAAAGCCGUGCAAUUCUAUUGACUUGGGUGUUGUGAGUUUCUCAAACUUUGAUUCUCCUAGAGGCUGGGAUUUUAAAGAGUUGGAAGAAAAAUACUUUGUGUUGUUACGACAAGAUAACACAUUUGUUGGCUUUCCUCUUCAUAUCGACUAAAAUGAAGUUUGCUAUCGUCCAUUUCGUCCUAACAAACGACGUCGCCGUGAUUCCAACUUCCUGGAUUGUGUUAAAGAAUGAAGCAUGGUGGCCACCUUACAAAAGUAGUACAAGAAUUAUGACGGCAGUAAUGAAUGCAGAAACGGUCGGAUCAACUUGGCCGAAGUACCAAAUCAGGGUGAUUAAGGAAUAUGGUUAGUAAAUAAAAUAUUUUUAAAAAGAUAUUUUUAAAAAGCCACAAAAUUUAAUAUUACUAGACUCAUACGAGAAAGCUCGAAGCAAUCUGAAGAAGUCCGAAUCAACAUCCAAUUUGGAGUCGGAAGCUGAAGCGGCGCCAAAAUCUCGAGGGCCCAGGUCAAAAAAAGUAUUUUCUGCAGCACUUAAUCCUCAUCGGAAUAAACCAACCAGCAUUGAUUCCGACAGUGAAUGGGAGAGUGAUGAUGGAAAAAUUGGUAAUGUUUCGCCCCCACCUUCGCUCCCACGCUCACCCGGUCCGGCACCUCGGUUUUCUCAAGCAAUUGGUUUGCUAUCAAUUGCUGAAGGAAGUGGAACUAGUAUCACAAGCAGGAAAUCAACAUCGAGUGCUCAAUCCACUCCAGCCAAAUACACUCCUUUGAAAAGUCCAAAAAAAAAACUUAUCCCAAGUUUUAGCGGUGCCGAAAUUAGGAUCGGAGCACGAUCAAAUGACAAUGUGCCGUUUGAUGAGUUCGUUGUUAAAGCUUUGAAGCGCUUGCACCAAAAGGUCGAUCUUCAGGGUCAACUACUAGUAAAAAUUGUGAAUUUUAUCGAGGCGGGCACUGCAGGAAGUGCUGCACAGUUUGGACAGGAGGAGUUUACAUUUGAAUUUCCAAUGAAUUUGAUGGAACAGGUUGACAAUUUGGAGACAAUAAUCAAAGAUCCCAUUGAAUUCAAGAAAUUGGUACAAUUUUUAUAUUAAUUAAUUGUAAAUUAAUUGACAAUAGCCCACUUAACAAUUAAUCCAUGUAGAUUACUCAUCUUGAAUGGCUUGGCGGAAAGAACUAUAAUGAAAAUAUGAAGAAAAUACUCGAAUAUCUUUUCACGAAUGAACUCGCUUCUCAGUUUGCAUGGGAAGGUAUUAGAAAAAUUAAUCCAAAACGAGCGUUCAAGGAUUUGAAACUUAAGGACGCCAUAUUUGGUGAGCUAAAUUUUUGAUGAAGGACUUUAUAAAUAUAACAUACACCUAUUGAAAUUUUGAAUAUUUUAAUUUCUAGGUGCCAUUAGAAAAAAUCGCCUUAUUAAAUCAGUUACUGAGAACGAACUGAAGGUGAAGGGGGCAUCGUGGUUACAACAUGCUCCUGAUCGUAUUAAGGCAGAUGCAAUUGCCGCAGAGAAACAAGCUCAACGACAGACUGGCUCAAACUCUGUUGCAGGCAGAAACUAAUUUUUUCAAAUUAAUUAAUCCGUUGUUUAUGUUUUGAAAUUUUUGUUUGAUUUUGAUUAUAAUUGUUUGAGAAUAAAUCACUCAAAAGGCUUUCUGGAAAUAUUUUGUUGAAAUUAAUUGGUCAUAUAAAUAUAUUUCAUGGAAACCAUUAGGAUGUAUUUUUGGGAUGCCUUUUGGACGUCCUCUACUGAUCAUAGGAAGAUAUCAUCUUCGCGGACAUUUGUGCAUCUAUAUGACGUCCUAAAGUGCACUUACGUCCUGAUUUUGAGAUCUUGGGGACGUAUGUUAGUCAGGCGCAUGAAAUCUUUCUGACCACUAUAAGAUAUACUUUGGCCGGUUGGGUAUUGAUAUCUU